Molecule: messenger RNA, 836 nt
Organism: Eucalyptus grandis
Lineage: Eukaryota; Viridiplantae; Streptophyta; Magnoliopsida; Myrtales; Myrtaceae
Product: pathogenesis-related protein PR-1
Exons: 2
Coding region: 45-662 (205 amino acids)
Cellular component (GO): extracellular region
Source: RefSeq, a predicted model, not a curated record
GCUCUGCAACACCCACACUCCUUCCCAUUCCAAAGAACAAAACCAUGGGCAGUCACCUCUCACUCUUUCUAUUCCUUGUACUCCUCACGAGCAGCAGCAGCAGCAGCAUCAGCGGAAUCUCCGCAGUCUCGGCCGCUCCCUAUCUCUCUCCACAGCUCCAAGCCAAACUGCUCUCUUCGAAGCCAGACAACGAGACGAUAUACAGGGUCUCCAAGCAGCUCUGCUGGAACUGCAUCGGCGAGUCCCUCCAGUUCUUGUUCGCCCACAACCUCGUGCGCGCCGCCAAGUGGGAGCUCCCCUUGAUGUGGGACUUUGAGCUCGAACGGUACGCGAAGUGGUGGGCCGGCCAGAGGAAGUCGGACUGCAAAUUGGAGCAUUCUUUCCCGGAAGACGGGUUCAAGCUAGGAGAGAACAUUUACUGGGGGAGCGGCUCGUCGUGGACGCCGAGCGACGCAGUGGGCACUUGGGCGGCGGAGGAGAAGUAUUACACGUACGCGACCAACACGUGCGAGGAAGGCCAAAUGUGCGGCCACUACACGCAGAUCGUCUGGAAGACGACGAGGCGGAUCGGGUGCGCCCGGGUGGUCUGCGACGACGGGGACGUGUUCAUGACUUGCAACUACGACCCGGUGGGGAACUAUGUCGGGGAACGACCAUAUUGAAUGUCUCUAAUUCUGGAGUGCUUAUCAAUAGUCGAAUAUGCUCUGCUUCGAGCGAUACUCUCUUCAAUGUCUUGUAGAAAGUAAAUGAAUGUACUAUACCAAUAUAUGAUAGAGCUAUAUGGAUUUGGCUGAGGCUUGCAUAUAAUAGCUAUCGACAGCGACAAAUAUUACAUA